Didymodactylos carnosus is the source of this 423-nucleotide messenger RNA. The record is from the annotation of a GenBank genome assembly. NCBI's taxonomy places the organism in Eukaryota, Metazoa, Rotifera, Eurotatoria, Philodinida, Philodinidae.
AUGAAUGAUGAAUUGAUAAAAAUUAAAGAAAAUUACAAACAAGAACAAGAUAAAAUUGAAAUGAAAUAUAAAAAUCAUUUAAACUCAAUGAAUCAAGCUUGGAUGAUCUUGCAACAACAAAAUAAAACACAAUCUGAAAAUUUAAUGACAAUGAACGCAGCGAUCUCUCAAUCGGUAUUUCCUAUGUGCCAAAACAUUGUUACAGCCGUAUUCUCAGUUGCUAAUAAAUUGAAAAACAUAUUAAAAACUGAUGAAUUUGAUGAUCUAAUCGUAAACUUGUCUACAGAAAUAUCGUAUCUGAAGGAAACACAACAAUCCUACUCCAAUCAUCAAUCCUCUCUACUGCAACUAACCAACAAACAAAAUGAAAUAUUAAAUUUAGCAUUAGAUUCAUUAUUACUUAAUACCAAUGGUCUACAGUGA